UAUAUAUAUCUAGAGAGAGAGAGAGAUAGAGAGAGGAGCUGAAAGAUGAUGAAAAGAAGUGUUAUUGCCUCGUCAAAGUAUAUAUAUGGUGGUUCUCUCCCUCUCCAGAAAGGUCCUCGUGAGUUUAAAACUUCUCUUAUUUUCUUCAUUGAUUAUACAUUUGCUAGCGACAAUUUAAGGGCUUCGUUUCAUUCCCAAACUGGUCAAGAUCAUAAACCACAUAGUACAAGUAGUCGAACCCAAUUCAAGACGUUUGUGCGAAAUCAAAGUGUAUCUGAUUUCACUAGCCUUGACGAUGCAGUCGCACUGUUCGAUCAAAUGUCUCAAAUGCGACCUCUUCCUUCGGUUGUGCGUUUUAAUCAAUUGUUGGGGGCCAUUGUGAAAAGGAAACAUUACAACACAGCAAUUUCUUUGCUUAAGCAAAUGGAAUCCUUAGAAAUGGCUGAGCCAGACGCUUAUACUCUGGGCAUCUUGCUCAAUUGUUACUGCCAUUUGAAUCGGGUCGAUUUGGGUUUCUCGGUUCUGGGGAGAAUCUUGAAGCUUGGCUAUGAAGUGAACUGCACAAAUCUCACCACUUUGAUGAGAGGACUCUGUAAUGAGGAUAAAAUAGGGCAGGCAGUAGAGUUGUUUAAUGACAUGGGGGCAAAAGGAUUUCGACCUGAUGCCGUUACUUGCGGAACGAUUAUAAAUGGGUUGUGCAAAACGGGGAACACUAACGCGGCUAUUGAGUUGGUUAAGAAGAUGGAAGAAAGAAAUUGGGCAACCAAUGUAAAUGUGUAUAACAUGAUCAUUGACAGUCUUUGCAAGGACAGACUGAUAGGUGAGGCAUUUCAAUUUUUUUCAGAAAUGAUCGGUAAAGGCAUUUCGCCGAAUGUUGUCACUUACAAUUCCUUAAUCCAUGCCCUAUGCAACUCAAACCAGUGGAAAGAGGCUACAAGAUUUUUGAAUGAAAUGGUGAACCAAAAUAUCAAACCAAAUGUAAUAACCUUCAAUAUGUUAGUGGAUGCACUUUGUAAUGAAGGGAAGGUUGCAGAAGCAGUAGAAAUAGUUGAAGUGAUGAUUCAAAGAGGUGUGGAGCCUAAUACAGUCACUUACAAUGCAUUGAUGGAUGGAUAUUGUAUGCAAAGCAAAUUUCAUGAGGCAAAGAAGAUACUUGAUUUGAUGGUUGGUAAGGGUUGUGCCCCUAAUGUUCGUAGCUAUAACAUCUUGAUUAAUGGAUAUUGUAAGAAGCCAAGAAUGGAUGAUGCUCUAAGACUUUUUCAUAAAAUUUCUCAGUUAGGAUUGGUUCCUAAUACUGUUACUUACACCACUCUUAUAAGUGGUUUCUGCAAAGUGGGAAAACCUCUAAGCGCGCAACAACUUCUGAAUGAGAUGCGAUCCCGUGGCCAACAUCCUAAUCUUAUGACGUACUCUACUUUGUUAGAUGGGUUGUGUAAGAACCAGUGUCUUGUUGAGGCAAUGGCCUUGUUUCAACACAUGGAGGAAAUUGCAUUGCAUCUAGAUAUUGUGGUUUACAACAUCCUCAUUGAUGGUAUGUGCAGGGCUGGAAACAUUAAAGCCGCAAGGGACCUCUUUUAUAGUCUUUCUUGCAAAAGGUUGCAACCUAAUGUUCGCACAUAUAAUAUUAUGAUCAAUGGACUCUGCAAGGAAGGGUUGUUAAGUGAAGCAAACAUAUUGCUCAAGAAAAUGGAAGAGAGUGGUUGCUCGCCAGAUGGUAUCACUUACAAUACAAUUGUCCAGGGAUUUCUUCGAAACAAUGAAACGUUAAAAGCAAUGCAACUUCUUCACGAAAUGGUUGAGAAGGGAUUCUCUACUAAUGCAGGUACUAUGACCCUGUUCAUGAAUUUAUCAAAUAACGGUGAAUUGGAUUAGUCAGUUUUGGAGAUGCUCAAGAAGUUUCUGUGAGCUCUAUUUGGUUUCCUCAUGUGAGUUGGAAGUUUCAUAAUUUGUUGUCCUUGCAGUGUGGCUAUAAGUAUGGCAUUUUGAUGGUUACAUCAUCAGUGUCUUCGUCAUGUUUUUGGGGUGAAAUUAUGAGGAGAAUAAGGAAGUUGACUUAGUGAAAACAAGCAAGGGUUUGUUUCUCUGAAAGAAAGCAUACUUGUUGCUGAAGCAUAUGGGAAUGGUGUUCCAAUAUAGAGAAGUUUCAAAGCUCUGAAGGCUACCAAACAACGUGUGCUUAUCUGCGCUGCCUUUUUUCUGUCGGGAUGUUUCAAGAAUGGCAUGUCAUAAACUUCAUUUUCCUUCCUUGUUUACAAUUUGUACAAUGAGGGUGUGCCAUGCCCUCCUUAUCCAUGUACCUAAUUGCUUGAUGUUAAUAUAUUC
Messenger RNA from Cornus florida, 2322 nucleotides. Its product is annotated as putative pentatricopeptide repeat-containing protein At1g12700, mitochondrial. Gene Ontology annotation, molecular function: protein binding. The coding region runs from base 46 to 1872 and encodes 608 amino acids. Lineage: Eukaryota; Viridiplantae; Streptophyta; Magnoliopsida; Cornales; Cornaceae. The record is from RefSeq and is a predicted model, not a curated record. The transcript has a single exon.